AUGGCUCAGAACAACAACCUGCCAGCAAACUUGUCCGUGUUGCGUCAUCAAGACGAUCACAUCACCAACCAGAUUUGGCAAGGAAACGAGAGGGUCCUCCGGCCACGACGCCAUUCUAUCUGGAUACUAAAACAUAUAGAUCUUAUUGACCCUAGGGUCAGAAUGGUAAUUGAUGCUGCUGGUUUUGGUCACGUUCUAAAAGUGAGUAAUAUGGAGAUUAACCACCUAAUGGUAACAACAUUAUGUGAAAGGUGGAGGACUGAAACUCACACCUUCCACAUGCCACUCGAAGAAACAACUGUUACAUUGGAAGAUGUUUCACUGCAACUAGGGAUGCCAAUUGAUGGUGAACCCGUCACCGGUGGAAGUUCUGGAAACCUGCUACAAUUGUGUCAAGAUUUAUUGGGGGAUAUUCCUCCCGAAAAUAUGAUUAUAGGGAACCGAAUAAAGCUAUCAUGGCUAAAUAGUAGAUUCCGAGAAUUACCGGAUGAUGCAACACUAGCUACCGUUAGACAGUAUGCACGAGAACACAUCCUCAUUUUGAUUGGCAGCAUGUUGAUGCCGGAUACAUCAGCCAAUCUCGUGCAUUUUAUGUUCUUGCCAUUGUUAACAGAUUUGGAGCAUAUUUCAAAUUUUAGUUGGGGUUCCGCAGUAUUGGCAUGCCUCUAUCGUGCACUGGAUCACAACACAAAAUUCCAUCAAGACAACAUUGGUGGAUACAUGUUAUUGCUCCAGUGUUGGGCGUGGGAGAGAUUUACAUGCAUCUCUCCAGAAAUACAACCAGUCACGGAGGACGAGAUUGUGGCUGGGCUUGCGUUCCCCUUAAGUGUGAGGUGGUGUCGGCAAACACAUUCUGUGUUCCAUGACCAAACUACUGUGGUGGGCUUCCGACAAAAAUUUGAUCAAAUUCAACCAAAGCAGUUUUUGUGGACACCAUAUCGACAACCACAUGUUAGUCGCAUGAUAAUAAUAAAUGUUUCUCCAAUUAGUCGGGCAUUGGUUCCUCUUAUAUGUUUUGCGACGGUUGAAUUUCACCAAGUUGACCGGGUAGUCAGACAGUUUGGUUGGCGACAAAACAUCCCAUCCGACCCGAUGAACCUGGAUAAGGGCGAACCUUUCACCAAAAGUGGCCAUCUGCGUGAUAACUCGCCCUACAUGCAAUGA
Vigna unguiculata (cowpea) is the source of this 1164-nucleotide messenger RNA. The record is from RefSeq and is a predicted model, not a curated record. Lineage: Eukaryota; Viridiplantae; Streptophyta; Magnoliopsida; Fabales; Fabaceae.